UUAUCUUUGCGUGAUAUAAUUCAGAUGACUUUUGCACACAGUAUAUAUAACAGCAGACUUUUUCCAGUCUUGUUAACAGUAACGUGUCGUUGGAUAUUAGUCGACUUAAAUCAUGAAGGUGGCCUGUCUUCUCCUCUUGUGUCUGGCUGCUGGAAGUCAAGCCAAUUUUCUUGAUGACCUGAAGAAUGCCUUUACAAACGUUGGACAUGCGCUAACAACUACAGUCCACGCUGUUGGAGAUCAAGCCAAAGUAGUUGGACAGAAUCUUCUCACUGCGGCGAAAGAACAAGGCACACAGCUGGCCUCACAAGCUCUUCAAAGUCUGUUGAUGGGAACCAUGAAUGCUCUCAGUACGCCUACCGGAACAGACACAACUGGUACCAAGAGAUCUCUGUCUGAACUUCUUCAGCAGUCCAAGCCUUUGACUGAUGCCGCUGAGAAGAUCGUUCAGCAGAAGAUGGACAAACUGAAGGGAGUCUAUACAGAGGCUGUGGACAAACUUAAAAAUCUCGCCUCUCAGCUGACCGACCUCCCAGCUCCUGAACUCAUUAACAAAGUUGACCAGGUCGUUGUUGCCCACCACGUUGUUGCUGAUAAUAUCCAAACCGAACUCGUCACUGAACUGACCGCACUUUUCGGAAAGGUCCUAGCUUUACACCCAGGACACAAGAGAAGCACCUUCACGGAUGCUCUUGCUACAGUUGGACAAGGCCUUGCCAGCUUCUUCCAGCCCCAUGUUCAAGCUGUUCAGCAGAUGGUGAGUGGUGUAGGUGAAUCUCUAAAGCAGACAGCCACUGCAUUCCACACAAGUUUGACCACUGGCGCUCACGGAGAUGCUGUCCACCAGUCUGUAUCAGCUCUGGCACAACAUGGACAAAACGCUCUCUCUGCUCUUAAAGACGCUGUUUCAGACAUCCUCCAACAAACUUUGACCAACAUGCAGCCACACCUUGUUAACCUCCUCAAUCACGGUUCUCAGGCUCUUCAAGAAACCCUCGCCAAACAAAACACAGGCACACCAUCCGAGUAGAUUACAUAUAUAGACUGUAGAAAAUAAAAUUGUAUAAUGAAAUGUG
Messenger RNA from Saccostrea cuccullata (small rock oyster), 1076 nucleotides. RefSeq lists its product as uncharacterized. The coding region runs from base 113 to 1030 and encodes 305 amino acids. The record is from RefSeq and is a predicted model, not a curated record. Lineage: Eukaryota; Metazoa; Mollusca; Bivalvia; Ostreida; Ostreidae. The transcript has 7 exons.